Molecule: messenger RNA, 1662 nt
Organism: Trichoderma asperellum CBS 433.97
Lineage: Eukaryota; Fungi; Ascomycota; Sordariomycetes; Hypocreales; Hypocreaceae
Source: RefSeq, a predicted model, not a curated record
AUGAGAACUUCUGAGAAAAUGUGGAAGCAAAUCGCCCAAGAAGCGCAGGCGCUUCGUGACGAAACACUUGCUGAAGUUGGAGUAAAUAUUGAAAUCUCGGAUGAGCUUUCAGGAGACAUUACCCAUAUCCCUAAUAUAAUGUUAUCCACAAGCAGCGCUAGAAUAACAUCUUUAGUGCCUCAAGAGAUUGUGUCCUUAGUGUCUAAACGCAUAAUCUCCGCUCAAGAGGUGGCUCGGGCCUUUCUGGAAAGAGCCGUCCUUGCUCAGAAGCUUACAAAUUGUCUCACUGAACUUCUCACUGAACGAGCCAUCUCUUGUGCUAUUGAGCUUGAUGCUCACCUCUUGCAUAAUUCUGUUCCGCUUGGAGCGCUUCAUGGUUUGCCAGUGAGCAUCAAGUCUCACAUCGGCAUUGCAAAUCGACCUCUUUCUUUUGGCUACUGUGCCCCAUUCUGUUCACGUCCACGCCCUGUUGCUGAUGCGCUAGUGGUCCAAAUUCUUACGCGAGCUGGAGCCAUUGUCCAUGCUCGAACAACAGAGCCCCAGAGCAUGAUGCAACUUGAAUGCGCGUCCAAUCUCUAUGGUGUCACCACGAAUCCAUAUUCCAACAUCCUUAUGUCUUCAGGCGGUUCUUCAGGAGGAGAAGCUGCGCUGAUUGGAUUGCGCGGCUCCGUAUUAGGCGUGGGAAGUGAUGUAGGCGGAUCAAUUCGCGUCCCAGCUGCUGCUUGUGGAAUUUAUGGGCUCAAGCCAACCGCAUUUCGGGUGCCAACUACUGGCUGGAGUAGCACUCCGCCAGGAGCUGAUCCAAUAGUCACUGUGUUAGGACCGAUGAGCGUCAGCUUGGAAGGCAUAGAAAUGUUCAUGAAAGUCGUGGCGGCUGCAGAGCCAUGGCACAUUGAGCCAGCAAUAAUACCACUACCUUGGAGGGCGGUCGAUAUUGCUCCAAGCAGGGAAAAGCCAUUGCGUUUGGGGAUUAUAUGGCACGACGAAGUCGUCAAGCCCCACCCGCCAAUAACAAGAGCGCUGAGAGAGUUUGUAGAUAGAGUGAGCAGUGUGCCACAUGUGGAAGUGGUGAAACUUUCGCCAUAUAAACAUGAUGAGGCAUGGGCCAUUGCAUCAAGCCUUUAUUUUACUGAUGGAGGUGAAGCCGAUAUGGCUAUUAUGGCUGAAUCUGGUGAACCAUUGCUACCCUUGACGGAGUGGAUUAUGAAAGGCAACCCAGGUGUAAAAAAGUUGGAUCGAGAUGAGUUAGAAUACUGGCUAGAAGAACGAGAAGAAUUCAGGUUGGAAUACUCGCAGCACUGGAACAACACUGGAAUUAUGAAUAAAGCUUCGGGUACUUGGGAAAACACUGUGGAUGCCAUUAUCUGUCCCGUUGCGCCCGGGGUGGCUACGAAGCAUAACACAGCUAAAUACUGGACAUACACUGCCGUGUGGAACUUGCUCGACUAUCCAGCCCUGGCCUUUCCGACUGGUCUAGUUGACAAAGCAAAAGAUGUCAAGGAGAAUAGAAAGCGUUUCAUGAGCAAUUUGGAUAAAGAAAACUGGAAAUUGUAUGACCCCGAGCUAUUUCAUAAUAUGCCAAUCGGUUUGCAGAUGGUUGGCCGAAGAUUUGAUGAUGAAAAGAUUAUUGCCAUUCUACAGUUUUUGAAAGGACACAUUUAA